AUGUCGGACCCCCCAGACGCGGCUGAGCUUCAGCGUAUACCCGAACCUAUUGCAAUUUGCGGCAUCGGUCUUCGUCUCCCCGGCGGGAUUCAGGACGGAGAGGAUUUCUGGGAUCUUCUAAUCAACGGCAAGGAUGCCCGAAGCGAGAUACCUGACAGUCGAUUUGCCAUCGAUGGUUUCGAUGUUUCGCUGUCUGGUCAAGGAGCCAUCCCUACCAGACACGGCUAUUUUCUUGACGACGACCUUGCUCGCCUCGACACGUCCUUCUUUUCCAUGUCCAAGAGUGAGAUUGAGCGUUGCGACCCACAGCAGCGGCUGCUUCUCGAAGUCGUCCGAGAGGCGUUCGAGGAUGCUGGCGAGGUCAACUACCGCGGCCAGGCCAUCGGAUGCUACGUCGGCACCUUUGGCCAAGACUGGUAUGAGAUGACGACAAAGGAUGUGCAGAGCAUGGGCAACUAUUCGAUGAUGGGGUCCGGAGACCUUGUUCUGGCUAACCGCGUCUCGUACGAAUUUGACUUGCGUGGUCCAAGCUUGGUCGUCAAGACCGGCUGCUCUGCCUCACUUGUGGCGCUCCACGACGCCUGCCGGGCAAUACAAUCCAGAGAUACCUCGGCCGCUGUUGUUUGUGGCACCAGUCUUAUCAUGACUCCGACUACUACGGCCGUAUUCUUUAACGAGGGUGUCCUCUCUCCUGAUGCCUCUUGCAAGACCUUUGAUGCUACUGCGAACGGCUUUGCCCGGGCCGAGGGCAUCACGGCCGUCUACAUCAAGCGCCUUGGCGAUGCUCUGCGUGACGGAAACCCGAUCCGAGCCGUGAUUCGUAACACCGGUUCCAACAACGAUGGUCGAAGCCAGGGUCUUACGAGCCCCAAUGGCGACGCUCACGAAGCUCUCAUGCGGCAGGUCUACCAGCAAGCCCACCUAGACCCGUCCGAAACCGCAUUCGUUGAGUGCCAUGGAACCGGGACCCCGGUAGGUGACCCGACAGAGACACGAGCAGUUGGUAAUGUGUUUGGCAACAACGGCGUGUACAUUGGCUCGGUAAAACCCAACGUCGGCCACUCGGAAGGCUCCUCCGGCCUCACAAGCCUCAUCAAAGCCGUCCUUGCGCUGGAGCACCGCACCAUCCUCCCGAACAUAAAAUUCCAGAAGCCUAACCCACAAAUUCCUUUUGUGGAGAAGAAGCUGGUAGUACCCCUGGCGCCGACCGCCUUUCCCAAGGGUCGUGCCGAGAGAAUCAGCGUCAAUUCGUUUGGCAUCGGAGGCUCAAAUGCACAUGCCAUUGUUGAUUCGUCACCCCAAUAUUUAAACACGCUUGGUCUGGCUAUCAGGGCGGUCAAUGGGGUGAACGGCCACAGCGUGAAUGCGGUGUCUCGGCCUAAUUUGCUCCUUUUCUCCGCCAACUCAUCAUUAUCGCUGCGCAGACAAAUCGAUUCCUUUGGAGAAUACACGGCUGAACAUUCCGACCGUUGCAGCGAUGCCGCUUACACGCUUGCCCUCCAUCGGGAACACCUCCCACUUAAAGCCUUUGCCAUCGUUCAGGACGGGAAGGUUUGCGAGACCUCUGCGCAAACCAAGGCAGUAGGAUCUGCCCCUGGGAUUACCAUGAUCUUCAGCGGACAGGGGGCGCAAUGGCCUCGGAUGGGUAGGGAGCUCAUACAAAUGAGCCCCUCGUUUCGACAGGAUAUCAUGCGUAUGGACGAGACUCUUCAGGGGCUACGAAUCCCUCCCGAAUGGUCAAUCCUCGACGAACUCCUGAAGCCUGAAGGGGCAAGCCAAAUUCACCGCGCAGAGCUAGCACAGCCCCUGUCUACCGCGCUGCAGAUCGCCCUGGUGCGCCAGCUUGAGCGUCUCGACAUCAUUCCGUCUGCUGUCGCGGGCCACUCAAGCGGUGAGAUCGCAGCUGCGUAUGCCUCUGGGUACAUAUCACUAGAAUACGCCAUCACGCUUGCCUAUUACCGGGGCUAUGUCAGCUCCCACGGGAACUCGGCGCUUCCAGGGGGGGCUAUGGCAGCCGUGGGCCUGGGAGCUGCGGAUGUCUCGCGUUUUCUGCAACCUGGCGUUUGUGUGGCCUGCGAGAACAGUCCGUCGAGCACGACCAUUUCUGGAGAUAGCAAAGCGGUCCAACAGACUUUGGCAUCCAUUCUCACGGAGUAUCCCGAAGUCCUGGCUCGAGCAUUGAAAGUCGACGUGGCUUACCAUUCACACCACAUGGCUGCCCUUGCAGCCGAGUAUCUCGACCUCCUCCAUGGCGAGGACCACCUGUCUUCGGAUAUCGACCAGGAUGUGCCGGGCGCCAUAUUCUUCUCCAGUGUUACAACGAAACCGAUUAGAAACGGGACACCCCUUGCUUCUCCUUACUACUGGGUCAUCAACUUAGUCUCCCCUGUCCGGUUUAGCGACGCCGUGUCAAACCUUCUUGCCCACAACAGGGAUACUAACCCCUCAAGUAUCUUUCUCGAGAUUGGGCCACAUUCAGCACUGGCCGGACCGCUCCGCCAAAUUUGCGAAGCUGCCUCUCAACCAUGCAAAUACAUCCCAUCCCAAAUUCGGGGCAAGGACAGCGCAGUUAGUUUCCUAUCCGCCUUAGGAAGCCUCUACCAAGAGUCUGUCUCCAUCAACUGGGAGCCCCUUUUCCCGCCCGGCAGCAAGGCUCUUGCUGGGCUACCGACUUACUCCUGGGACCACAGCGCCGGCCCCUUCUGGUACGAAAAUCGUCUGUCAAAAGCCUGGAGAACCCGCCGCUUUCCACAGCAUUGCCUUCUCGGUACCCGCGUGGUCGAGACGCCCGACACGGCGCCGCAAUGGCGCAACGUGCUAAACUUGGAGCAUGUCCCUUGGCUCAAUGACCACAAAGUGCGGCAGGAUGUUGUUUUCCCCUUUGCUGGCUAUGUGGCCAUAGCGGGUGAGUCGGUUCGCCAGAUGGCGGGCAGUGAGCUGGGGUAUCGUCUGCGUCACGUCGUUGCCCGUACGGCUCUCGUGCUGACGGACACGGAGCCGGUGGAAAUGGUAACGGCACUACGCCAACAGAGACUCACGGAUACGGAUGAGUCGACGUGGUUUGACUUUGUCAUAGCCUCGUACACUGGAUCCACUUGGGUGAAGCAUUGCGAGGGGCAAGCAACAGCCCUGCUCCAGCCAUCCUUACCGCACCUCACGGCUCGUGACGACCCCCUGCCUCGACUGGUAAACAACACCCGCUUCUACGACGCGCUGUCGCGCGCAGGCCUCCCGUUUGGGCCCGAGUUUCAGCGCCUGGCCGAUAUCUCAACUUCUGCAACGGAGGGCAUUGCCCAGGCGAAGGUGCUCGAGCCUAGCACGGAAACGAGACAGCCGUUUCCCGGUCCCUUACAUCCGGCAUCCAUCGACGCAUGCAUUCAACUGCUGCUUCUGGCCAACGUGCGGGGCCUAUGCCGGAAUUUACGCCAGCUAGUAGUCCCUACCCUCAUCGAGAGCAUCGAGAUCGCCCACGGCUCGACCAGUAUGCAAACCAAGGCAGUCAUCCCCACUCAGGAGCUUGCCUCCGCCAGCGUGGAGUGCGUGACGGACGACAACCGGGUCGCCCUCCGCAUUUCCGGACUCCAAGUAACACCGCUAGACAACGACUCGGAGAACCCAGCCCGCGACAACGACCCCGUCGACAUCCACGCGGCCGCCCGCCUGCACUGGCUCCCCGACUUCGACUUCGCGCCCCUCCCCACCCUCAUCCAACCUCCCCCCUCCAACCAGACCGAACGCUCCCUCAACGAAACCCUCACCCUCCUCUGCAUCCUCGAAUCCGCUUCCCAACUCACCCCCCUCACCCCCACCCACCCGCACCACACCAAAUACCUCGCCUGGCUCACCCAGCAACUCACCCAAGCCCAAACCAACACCCACCCGCUCAUCCCCGACGCCGCCCACUACACCACCCUCUCCCCCUCGGAACGCCGCGCCCUCCUCGAAAGCACCUACGCCCAAAUCCUCUCCCUCCCCGACGGCGGCGGCGGCGGCAACCACGCGGGCGCGCGCGGCCUGAAGCGCAUCAGCGACCACGCGGCGGCGCUGUUCACGGGCGAGCGCGACACGCUGGACCUGCUGAUGCAGGAUGAUUUGCUGGCGGAGAUCUAUAACGCGGAUGCCUUUGACUAUGGCGGGUUCGUGCGGCUGCUGGCGCAUGCGCGGCCGGAUCUGAGGGUGUUGGAGGUCGGGGCCGGGACGGGCGGGACGACCGAGUUGUUGUUGAGGGGGUUGGUUGGCGAUGAAAUGGGGAAGGGGGGUGGUGGUGGUGUCCCGGGGUAUGCUGAGUAUAUGUUUACGGAUGUGUCGGCGGGGUUUUUCCCGCAGGCGAGGAAGCGGUUUGAGGGGGCGCCGAAUAUGGAGUUUCGGGCGUUGGAUAUUUCGAGGGAUGCGGUCGAGCAGGGGUUUGUGGCUGGGUCGUAUGAUCUGGUGGUGGCGCCCAAUGUGGUGCAUGCUACGCCGUGCUUGAGGGAGACGCUGGCGAACUUGCGGCCGCUGCUGAAGGAUGAUGGGAUGUUGUUGUUGUUGGAGCUGUCGACGGUGAUGAGGAUGCCGACGUUUAUCUUUGGGAACUUUAGCGGAUGGUGGCUUGGGGAGGAGGAUGGGCGGGUCUGGGAGCCGUAUGUCCUGCCAGAGCGGUGGGAUACGGAGCUCAAGGCCGCCGGAUUCACGGGGGUGGAUUCUGUCGUGGCGGACGGAGAGAUGCCGUGGCAGAUGUCCGUUGUCAUGGUGUCGAGGCCGAAGAUUGAGGAGACGACGGCACUCAACAAAAAGAUGACGGUUCUUUGUCGGGAUCCUGUCGACGGCCCUGGAGCAUCUCUCAUCGCCGGGCUCAGGGGUGAAGGUUGGGAUGUCACACCAUGUCGCUUGGGAGACCUCCCUCCCACAGGACAAGACAUCAUUUCUUGUAUCGACCUCGAGACACGGUUCUUCGACCAAGGGUUUCUUACCGAGACGGACUUUACCGCCUUCCAAGCCCUACUCCGCCAUCUCAAGGAUAAAGACAGCCGCAUCUUGUGGCUCACUCCUCCCUUCCAAGUCAAGUGCCGCGACCCGCACGGUGCCCAGGCUCUCGGCGUUAUGCGCACCAUCCGCGCUGAGCUAGGCCUCCUUCUGUGCACCCUCGAGCUCGAUUACGAGCGUGAAGGGAAUGGCGCUGCCCACCUCAUCUCCGAGGUUUUCAUCAAGAAGGUCCAAUGCUCACAAGACGGCGAUAUCCUCAACGCCGACCGCGAGUUCGCCAUCGACAACGGCACCGUCCUCCUCAGCCGAUACCACCCCUUCAGCCUCACCGACGAGCAAUCUCUCCCUCCUGCCACCACCACAACCACCACUUCCACCGAAACCACCAAAACCCUCCGCAUCCCCCACCCCGGCCACCUCCCCUCCCUAACCUGGACCACCACCCCCCUCCAAAUCCCCCUCCCCUCAGACCACGUCCUCAUCCAAAUCCACUCCGCGGCCCUCAACUUCCGCGACAUCCUCAUCGCCACCGGCGCCAUCCCAAACAACACAGACCCCACCACCCCAGCCCAACUCGGCUACGAAGCCUCCGGCACCAUCACCCACACCGCCUCCACCCGCUUCCGCCCCGGCGACCGCGUCAUCCUCCUCUCGCCGCGCAGCACGCUCACCACCACCCUGUGCGUCCCCGCGGCGCUGGUCGUGCGCAUCCCCGACAACAUGCCGCUGGCGGCGGCGGCUGCCGCGCCGGUGUGUUUCGGCACGGCGAUGCAUGCUUUGCUGGGGGUGGGGCGGUUGAGGCCGGGGAUGUCGGUGCUGGUGCACUCGGCUUGUGGGGGCGUGGGGUUGGCGGCGUUGGAGGUUUGUCGGGCGGUGGGCGGGGAGAAGGUUGCGGUGUUGGUUGGCGGGGAGUGGGGGGUGAGGAGGGAGAGGGUGUUUGGGUCGCGGGAUGGCGGGUUUCGGGAGGGGGUGUUGAGGGAGACGGGGGGGAAGGGGGUGGAUUUGGUGCUGAAUUCGCUUUCUGGGGAGUUGUUGCACGCGAGUUGGGGGUGUGUGGCCAAGUAUGGCAUGUUGGUGGAGUUGGGGAAGCGGGAUUUGGUUGGGGCGGGGAGGCUGGAUAUGGCGCCGUUUUUGGCGAACAGGACGUAUGCUGGGGUUGAUCUGUUUCAGUACUUGACGGAGAGGCCGGAGAAGGUCACCGAGCUACUUACUCAGUAUGUCGAGAUGUAUGAAGAGGGUCGGCUGCGUCUGCCGCAACCUGUCUCGUACUUCAAGGCGGACGAGGUCGAACAGGCCUUCCGGCACCUCCAGAACGCGGGCCAUAUUGGCAAAGUCGUUGUCAACAUGCCGGAGGACGCAUCCAGUCUCAACUCGCUCCCGCUGACCAGGUCAGUCACCCUAGACCCGGAAGCCACGUACCUUCUGGUUGGAGGAACGAAAGGCCUUGGGGCCUCCAUGUCUACCUGGCUAGUGGAGAACGGCGCUAGGAACUUGACCUUCCUCUCAAGGAGUGCCGGGACAAGCCCCGAAAGCAAGGCUCUCUUCGAGGAACUUCGAGCCAUGGGUUGUUCAGUCAGUGCCGUGACAGGAAGUGUGAAGAAUAAAGAAGACAUUGAGGCGGCAGUUUCGCGCUCCGGGAGGGCGAUCAGGGGUGUCUUCCAACUUGCCAUGGUCAUGAACGACGCGCCACUUCUGGAUAUGAAAUGGCCUCAGUGGAACGCAACCGUCGGCCCCAAGGUCCGCGGGACGUGGAACCUGCACGACGUGUUGGCCGACCAACCGCUAGACCUUUUCUGGAUGGCCAGCUCGAUGGUGACAGUCGUCGACGAGGCCGGGCAGGGCAACUACUCGGCAGGCUGCAUUUUCCUCGAGGCCUUCUGUCAGUACCGGCACUCGCUCGGACUUCCGGCCACCGUUCUCAACAUCUGCCCUAUCAGCGGCGUGGGGUACGUCGCCGAGAAUGCGCACGCACGCCGGAGCAUCAAGGCGCAAGGGUUGUACACGCUCGGGGAGCACGAGUUCCUUGAUUUUGUCAAGCACAACAUUUUGGAGGCAGAAACAAAGAGCGACAUCACCGUGGGAACAGAGGCUACUAGCAUCCCACCUAACCCCCCGGCUCUCCAGUCAUGGGAAAAUCCCAGCCAAGUCGUCAUGGGCCUGAGGUCGUCCUCAGACUUACACCUCGACGACCCCAACAGCCGGGUCAACUGGCGCCGCGACCGGCGCAUGGGCAGUUAUCACAACAUUCGGCCGGAUGAGGAACACAAGACAUCCUCGGCCGGGGCCAAUCGGCUUGCCCUGUUCCUCGACACCAUCGUUAGUUCCGACGGGGAGGGGUACAAGAGCCGUCUGGCAGACCCUGAGAGCGUUGCGUUUCUGGCGCGUGUGAUCGGGGAGAAGAUCUACGAACUGAUCUUGAAGCCGGUGGCUGAUGGCGAGGAAGUCGAUACACGCUUAACGCUGGCGCAGAUCGGGCUGGACUCGCUGAUGGCGAUUGAGCUGAGGAGGUGGUUGAGGCGGGUAUUUGGCAUAGUGAUUAGUGUUUUGGAAAUCAUGGGAUCGGGGUCGUUGAUUCAGCUGGGCGGGGUGGUGGCGGGAAAGCUGGUGGAAAAACUGGCAAAGGAGUAA
Chaetomium fimeti is the source of this 7590-nucleotide messenger RNA. Its product is annotated as polyketide synthase. Bases 1 to 7590 code for a protein of 2529 amino acids. The record is from RefSeq and is a predicted model, not a curated record. The transcript has 11 exons. Gene Ontology annotation, biological process: fatty acid biosynthetic process; secondary metabolite biosynthetic process. Gene Ontology annotation, molecular function: 3-oxoacyl-[acyl-carrier-protein] synthase activity; fatty acid synthase activity; oxidoreductase activity. NCBI's taxonomy places the organism in Eukaryota, Fungi, Ascomycota, Sordariomycetes, Sordariales, Chaetomiaceae.